ACGCAAUAUUACAUCUGUGAAAAUUGACCAAGUCCACCAAAUGGCACCUCCUCAUACAAUAAUUUUUCCUACUACAUAUGUAGCUUGAUGACACAAAUUCUGAACACCUGCUGCAUAUGUUACUCCAUUUCGAGUCAAAAAAAGUAGGAUGUAAUUAGUGUGAAGAUUGUCCAAAACUUUAACAAUCAGAGGUAACAAACCCAGAGAUUAGAUUCUCCACUGCUUUUCUUCUUCACAAUAUAUAUUCUUAUAUCUGUCAUUUUCCCCAAUCAAAGGUCAAACAUCAUCAUAUACCUCAAAAUUUCUUCAAAUUGAACCACAUCAGACACAGAGAGAGAGAGAGAGAUGACUGAGUUUCAGAGGUCAGUAACAUCAUUUAGAAGACAAGGAUCUUCAGGGUUGGUGUGGGAUGACAAGUUCAUCGCAGGCCUUGAGAACCAGAAUCCGAACCAGGAAGCUAAGGCUAGUAAUAAUCAGAACCAACAAGGUCAAAGGGAGGUUCAGGGUGUUGAAUCUAGUGUCAGGUUGGAGCGGAGCAGAUCAGACGGAGCACGCCCUUAUCGGACGGUCAACGUUGCACCGGCAUCCAUGGACCCACCUUCUCCCAAGGUAGCAACCUGUGGCUUUUGUUCUGUGUUUCGGAAACCAGGUCCUGCAAAAUCCACUAAAGCUAAAAGACGUAGGUGAUGUAUCACUCAUCACCAUCAUCUUCCUUCUUUCUGAUUUUCUCCAACUUGUAAAUCAGUGCUUCUGCUUCAUCUUUUUUGUUCUCUGUUUCAAUUUCCUGGUUUGGAUUUGGGUUUGUUAGUUGUAAAUUCCUUUGACAUAUCGUAUGGAUGUGUAAUAAACUUAUUAUGCCAGUUACAUCUAUUCCUUUCAC
Messenger RNA from Vigna unguiculata (cowpea), 880 nucleotides. RefSeq names its product plant/protein. The record is from RefSeq and is a predicted model, not a curated record. Lineage: Eukaryota; Viridiplantae; Streptophyta; Magnoliopsida; Fabales; Fabaceae.